CACCUCACUAUAAAGCCUCCAGCCUGGGACUCUGGCUCCGUAGGGAGUGGGUGGGAAUAGUGGUGGCAUCUGCCUUGUCCAGGGGGGUCAGGUGGAAGCUGGAAGCUGCUCACAAUUGACCGGGACCUCAUGGUGGCACAGUUCUCCACGCCCAGCCUACCCCCAUGCCUGAAAGUUGGGUUCCUGCCUCCUGAGGGGAAGGAGCAGGCGGUAUCAUGGGUGUCCCUGGAGGAGGCCGAGCCCAUUCCUGAAAUCUCCUGGAGCAUCCGGGUACUACAGCCACCCCCAGAGCAAGAGCAUGUGCAGUAUGCUGGCCUUGACUUUGAAGCAAUCCUUCUGCAGCCCAGCGACCCUCCAGAUAAGACCCAGGUGCCCAUGGUGGUCAUGCCCCACGGGGGACCCCAUUCAUCCUUUGUCACUGCCUGGAUGCUGCUCCCAGCCAUGCUUUGCAAGAUGGGCUUUGCAGUACUACUAGUGAACUAUCGUGGCUCCACGGGCUUUGGCCAGGACAGCAUCCUCUCCCUCCCCGGCAAUGUGGGCCACCAGGAUGUGAAGGACGUCCAGUUUGCAGUAGAGCAGGUGCUCCAGGAGGAACACUUUGACGCAGGCCGUGUGGCCCUUAUGGGUGGUUCCCAUGGUGGCUUCCUGUCCUGCCACCUGAUUGGUCAGUACCCGGAGACCUACGGCGCCUGCGUGGUGCGGAACCCUGUGAUCAACAUUGCCUCCAUGAUGGGCUCCACUGACAUCCCUGACUGGUGCGUAGUGGAGGCUGGCUUCCCCUACAGCAGCAACUGUCUGCCAGACCUCAACAUGUGGGCUGAGAUGCUGCACAAGUCGCCCAUCAAGUACACCCCUCAGGUGAAGACACCAGUGUUACUGAUGCUGGGCCAGGAGGACCGGCGUGUGCCCUUCAAGCAGGGCAUGGAGUAUUACCGUGCCCUCAAGGCCCGAAACGUGCCUGUUCGGCUCCUGCUCUAUCCCAAAAGCACCCAUGCACUAUCAGAGGUGGAGGUGGAAUCAGACAGCUUCAUGAAUGCUGCGCUCUGGCUGUGCACGCACUUGGGCAACUGAAGCCCUACCACUCUGCAUGAGCUGGGUGACAUAUGCCACACUUGGCUCUUGGAGAGCCCCAGGGUCUGGCAGAGCGGCAAGAGGCUUCCUGGGCUCUGGACUUCAUGGAUGGGUGAGCCGAGGAAUGUGGGCUAUAUACUCAUAAUAAAUGAGGACACAGAGUCU
This is a messenger RNA of Physeter macrocephalus (sperm whale), 1236 nucleotides long. RefSeq names its product acylamino-acid-releasing enzyme. The transcript has 9 exons. Gene Ontology annotation, molecular function: serine-type endopeptidase activity. Gene Ontology annotation, biological process: proteolysis. Bases 130 to 1071 code for a protein of 313 amino acids. The record is from RefSeq and is a predicted model, not a curated record. Lineage: Eukaryota; Metazoa; Chordata; Mammalia; Artiodactyla; Physeteridae.